CGCCUACUUGGCCUCCAAAGGACGCCUACCCGUUCCGAAAACACCCUCCGGCGCUACAUCCAUGGCUCUCGUGCCUUCGCCGGUGCGCGACAAGUAUCCUCCCCUACCUGACGACGAUUUCCCCUGGAAAGAGCCACCAAAGGUUGCUAUCACACCCUGCAAUCCCUGGCCGCCGCCAUACUAUCUCGAAGAUGGUUUGCGCAAGGUGACACCGUAUCACUACACCUACAACACAUUUUGCAAGCAGCGCUGGAGGGGGCGCGAGAUUCUCGACAUAUUUACCAGCGAAUUCCGUGAUCGAGACCAAGGGUACUACGAGAAGGCUAUCAUAGAAGGUCGCGUCAUCCUGAAUGGUCAGCCCGUCCCGAGCACCAGUACCAUCGUGAAGAAUGGCGACGUAAUCUCACAUACCCUCCACCGGCACGAGCCACCAUGCACGGCGAGUCCUAUUGGCAUCGUUCACGAGGACAACGAUAUCAUUGUCAUUGACAAGCCUGCGGGCAUGCCAGUUCACCCAGCUGGCAGGUAUCACUACAACUCGAUCAUCGAGGUCAUGAGAGCAGACCGUGGGUACGGGUGGAAUCCGCUGCCUUGCAACAGGCUGGACCGGUUGACGAGCGGUAUCAUGUUUAUUGGGAAACACAAGCAGGCAGCUGAGGACAUGAGCGCGCAGAUUCGGGGGCGGACUGUAAAGAAGGAGUACAUCACCCGUGUGGUGGGCGAGUUUCCAGAGGGCGAGAUCGUAUGCGAGAAGCCUAUCCUCCAGAUCAGCCCCAAGCUCGGCCUCAACGCUGUACGCGCGAACGGCAGAGAAUCUAGAACGGUAUUCAAACGAUUGGCGUACUAUCCACCGAAGGACGACGGCAAGCCAAAAGAGGAGAAGACGGGGGACGUGGAUGACGAGGGUCAGCCAUGGAAGAAGCUACGUGGUUACUCCAUCGUACGAUGCUUCCCCGUCACUGGACGCACCCAUCAGCUGCGUGUCCACCUCCAAUACCUCGGUCACCCUAUUUCGAACGAUCCAAUCUACGCAAAUCAGCGCGUUUUCGGUCCUUCACUCGGACGGGGCGUUUCUGAAGAUGAGAACGACGAAGACAUCAUGGCUCGCCUAGCACGUAUGGGAAAGGAGGAAGUUGCUGAUGCUGUUGCGUACCACGAUGAGAUGGUCGAUGCAUACAACAAGAGAAAGGCAGAGAAGCAGACUGGCGAGACCUGCGACGUGUGUGACACACCGCUGUACAGUGAUCCGGGGACACACGAGCUAGGUAUCUACCUGCAUGCUAGGAGAUAUAGAUGUGAGGAAGGCAGAUGGGACUAUCAGACAGGCCUGCCUGAGUGGGCCCUGCCGCCACCUGGCUAUGAAGGUCCUACCGAAAGCACGCAAGAGAGUGAUCCUCUAACAGUUGAUCUGGAAAAGCUUGGGAUUGCAGAUGAACAGGUAGAGAAGAAGACAAGUGGUGCAACAUCUACCAGCGCAGCGGCUUGAGAGCCUUUUCAAAGCUCAUGAGCCAACUCGCAUUCUUGCAUAGAAAAACUCUAGAUACCCAACGAUAGAAUAUUCAGUUCGAUCUGUCGACUACAACCCGCCGAACGCGACACAAGUUCAACAC
Molecule: messenger RNA, 1610 nt
Organism: Macroventuria anomochaeta
Lineage: Eukaryota; Fungi; Ascomycota; Dothideomycetes; Pleosporales; Didymellaceae
Product: pseudouridine synthase
Exons: 1
Coding region: 62-1486 (474 amino acids)
Biological process (GO): pseudouridine synthesis
Molecular function (GO): RNA binding; pseudouridine synthase activity
Source: RefSeq, a predicted model, not a curated record